Molecule: messenger RNA, 1857 nt
Organism: Limanda limanda (common dab)
Lineage: Eukaryota; Metazoa; Chordata; Actinopteri; Pleuronectiformes; Pleuronectidae
Gene: ube3d
Product: ubiquitin protein ligase E3D
Exons: 10
Coding region: 149-1330 (393 amino acids)
Biological process (GO): protein polyubiquitination; protein monoubiquitination; proteasome-mediated ubiquitin-dependent protein catabolic process
Cellular component (GO): ubiquitin ligase complex; cytosol; nucleus
Molecular function (GO): ubiquitin conjugating enzyme binding; ubiquitin protein ligase activity; cyclin binding
Source: RefSeq, a predicted model, not a curated record
UCCUCUGAAUUCAACCUGAUCAGUGGGAUAUACCGUUGUGUUUAUUUCCUGUGGAUUAGUUUUACUUUACAAAGUCACACAGCGAACUGAGCGUUUAUUAGUGAAGUAUUUCUUUUAGUAGCUUCUUCCCAAGUGUCGCGGGAGCAGAAUGGCCGGUUUAGAGGUGCAAAGAAAAACACAUGAGGUCGGAGUUUUCUUAGAGCUGAGGAGGAGGCUUCACACAGGACUCCUCAUCAUCAGGAAAGACGGAGCCGGAAGUCCUGCUGAUGUGGUUGUGACAGGUGGAGAUGCAGCGCUCUGCGUCCGGACUCUGCAAGGCGACCUCAGCCUGGGUUUGCCAUCAGGAGUCACCUUGGAGCUGGGAUCCUGCAUUCCGACAUCCGCGGGAAAAUCCUGCGGAGAGGAGCUACAUUACAGACUGCGCAUCAAUGUUGCAGAGAGCUCAGAUGAAGAGGCUUCUGACAGUGUGAUGGAGACACUCCGGGCAAAAGAGAGUUAUUGCUUCCACUGCCAGGGCUGCAUGACCAGGCUGCUGGAGGACAGAGUGUUUAAGAGAGUGCUUCCUCUCCCUAACGGCAACUGGAACGCCCUUGUGGACGACUGGUGUUGCCACUCAGAUCCGUUUGCCAAGGAGAAGUUGCAGCCGAGACCAGAGGACUGUUUACUGGGCGACACUUUCCUCCUCUUAGCCAGAGAUGACAGCUGUGAUCAGAGUCUCACAGAGGAAGUGAGCCGAGUCAGCACAGAGGACGGUCAAGAUUCAAAGAAACCCUGCCGCCGACUGGUACUCAUCUCCUGUAAGAGCUGUUCUGCAGAACUGGGAGAGGCCGUUGCACCAGGGACCCUGAAAUUGUACUUCACACAAGUGUUGGUGGAGCCUGCAGUGGGAGACAGGAAGACAGAAGCCUCAAUUAAAAGAUCUGUCUUUGUGGAGAGGACAAUAGCAGCCAGGCUGUCGGAGCUGUCCAACUCACUGAGCACCUUCCACUUCACUGUCCAGACUCCUGAUGAAAAACCCUUCUUAUUGCUCUGGCUGCUGAACAGCGAUUCCAUCAUAGCGUCAGUCCCGGAGACGUGUGACGGGACUCUUCACAGUCCAUCACCCAGAGCUGCCAGAGCCCUGAAACUGCUCUACGUAGCCUGCUCCAACCCAGGCAUCACGCAGCGAGAGGUUGUAACUAGUUGGGAGGUCAAUGUCAUCGGACAUCCUGUGGUGCUGCCGCAGAAGGUGUGCGAGGAGCUACAGCAAGUGAUAGAUGACAGCAAUUCUACACUUCCUGCGUCGAUGCGCCACAUGAGGUCCUAUGAGGUGGCAUACCUGAGACUCUGAAGUGAAAGCUAAGAAACCAUGACGUUAUGACUCUACUCGUCACUCAGGAUGGAGAAUUCAAGUGGAAGCUCAAAGUAGAAACUCAUGUACAUAUGUUCGUAUAUGUCAAGGUGAUAUCCUGCACAGAUUUCCAGUAAUGAAUAAGAAUGGAGAUAACAGAAGAAGAAAAUGCAGCAAGCUUGGAUUGGCUUGUCUGGCCUUGUCUAGUUGUGGUUCCAGGUUCUGUUCACAUGUUCAGCAAAGCAUCAUCACCUGCAAGCAGAUUCAUGCACAGGUUGUUGCCUAGCCGCUUUGUUAGCAGACAUCCAGUAAAUGCAAAACUUGAAAUAAGAAUGUCAUCAAACUUUUUUUUUUAUAGAUGCACGUCUUAGUAAUUUUUUGAUCCAAAUGUGUUAUUACCCUUUUAUAAGUGUAAUGACUAAUGCCUGUAUUUGUACAGUUCAAACAGUUUGUCCAUUUCAAAACUCUUGCUUUGUAUAUUUCUUACCAUGAGCAACUAAAACAUAAUAAACUGUUGUCUUUUGAAA